Messenger RNA from Anoplopoma fimbria (sablefish), 1397 nucleotides. RefSeq names its product chromosome 9 C19orf53 homolog (gene c9h19orf53). The record is from RefSeq and is a predicted model, not a curated record. NCBI's taxonomy places the organism in Eukaryota, Metazoa, Chordata, Actinopteri, Perciformes, Anoplopomatidae. The coding region runs from base 60 to 353 and encodes 97 amino acids. The transcript is spliced from 3 exons.
GACGACUACUAUGUGAAACCACGAAGAAGAACAGCUCCUUUUAUUUCCGGUUAGCAAAAAUGGCUCAAGGUUCAAAGAAGUUUAAAGCUGAGCGGCCAGGAGUCUCGAAGAAACAACAUCAAAGCAAACUGAAAGGACCGAGGAAAGGAGGGAGGGUCAUUGCACCUAAGAAGACUCAAGUGGUUGAGCAACAGAAGCUGAAGAAGGGUCUAGAGAUUGCCAUCAGAAACAAGAUUGAGAAGGACGUGACCCACAAAGCAAGCUUAUCCCUCCACAAGCCACUGAGUGUGGUCAAAGGAGCUGAACGCAAAAGCAAACCAGGAGAAGCCCGUCAAGGAAGCAGCUCCAAAUAGAGCUUGAUACACCGACCUGAGGGUGAGCGUGCUAAACCUCAGGUCUAAGUCAUGGGCUCCGUGAACUACGAUUGUUUCUAGGACUCCUAUUUAAGAUAUCUGCCAGCUCUGUGAUGUUUUUGCUCCCUGAAUGUUUCAGCUGACUUCAGGCUGAAAUAGUCAAGACACUUCUUGCACAAAUUCUAAUUAUUUGUAUUUCAGUUUACAAAGAAAUGUAUAGACUAAGAGAAGAUGCAUUAUUGAAAGGCCAUGUGUCACUGGACCAUGGGAUUUACAUAAACCACCACUAGGGGGCACAAUACGACUUUAUUGACCCUUAUUUGUUAGCUUGUUUUUUGUUGUUAAAAUCUUGAUUGAAACCAAAAUCAGAAUCCAUGAUUAUAUGACCCUUGGGUUGUAAUAUUUUGUUGUAUGAUUGUACAGAAAACACUGAAUAAUCAGAGUAAAAAACUAUGAAUCUUACACCGAUCACUGUCAAGAAUCCUUUGAGAUAUGUUCAAGUGUAAGUUCCAGCCACCACUGAUCAUUUCUGUAAAUAUUUUAAUGGUUAUUAUUUAAGAUGAACAGACUUCAGUUAAAUUAAGGCUCAGAGAGAAGUGCUAUUGCACACGGAUAAUGUUGACAAUCACAGGUGGCUUUCCCAAUUAAGACCAUAUGUUUCAGUGAGUUAUUUAUCUGAAUUUGGAGCCACUGAGAGCCCAGUCCUCCCACAGGCAGCUUCUUUGCUGAAUAUCAGUGACUAAGAAGCAAAACCGAGUGUUUACACUGUAGGAAUCAGAAACAUUAUUUUAAGAGUGGAUUAAUAUCCUCAGAAAUAGCCACUUGCACCUGGUACCUACAUUACCCACAAUGCAACUAGAUGGGCAACAGUUUGAUCAGAGAUUCAGAGUGUUGCGUUAGUAGCAGCGAGUGUAGCCUCGAGCAUCAACUGGAGAUAAGGAGCAGGCUACAGAGUAACCUCACUUCUUUCUAUUGCAACACCAAGAAUAUUUUUUCAUUUUCUAACUUGAAGUCUUCAGCCUCAACCAGCGCCGACUCAAGUGA